Messenger RNA from Helobdella robusta, 1494 nucleotides. RefSeq lists its product as hypothetical. Gene Ontology annotation, molecular function: delayed rectifier potassium channel activity; protein binding. NCBI's taxonomy places the organism in Eukaryota, Metazoa, Annelida, Clitellata, Rhynchobdellida, Glossiphoniidae. The record is from RefSeq and is a predicted model, not a curated record. The coding region runs from base 1 to 1494 and encodes 497 amino acids. Gene Ontology annotation, cellular component: dendrite membrane; axon; neuronal cell body membrane. The transcript is spliced from 5 exons. Gene Ontology annotation, biological process: protein homooligomerization; potassium ion transmembrane transport.
AUGUCAGACUUUGACAAUCGUGUCACAUUAAACGUCGGUGGCAUUAGGCAUGAAACCUACAAGACGACUCUGAAGAAAAUUCCCGCCACGAGGUUGUCUCGUCUGACGGAGGCCCUUGCAAACUACGACCCCGUCCUCAAUGAAUAUUACUACGAUAGACACCCAGGCGUGUUUGCACAGAUCCUCAACUACUACAGAACGGGCAAACUCCACUACCCCACCGAUGUCUGUGGCCCUCUAUUCGAGGAAGAACUCGAGUUCUGGGGACUGGAUGCUAAUCAGGUAGAGCCAUGCUGCUGGAUGACUUAUACGACCCACCGUGAUACACAGGAAACACUGCAAACCCUGGAUAGACUCGACCUGGAUACCGACAAACCGACGGAAGAGGAAAUCAUGAAGAAGUUUGGAUUGGAUGAAGAAUUCAACUGCGGGAAUGAGUUGAGUUUCUGGUUAAGAGUGAAGCCAAAGAUAUGGGCUCUUUUUGACGAACCUUAUUCUUCAACAUUAGCUAAGUUGGUUGCCACCAUUUCCGUGUUUUUCAUCAUCGUCUCUAUCAUCUCAUUCUGCCUUAAAACACACACCUCCAUGCGUUGGCCGUUUGGUUGCACACACAGCUACAAAGACAACUCAAACUUGACCAAACCUCAUCUUUUAUUUUUUUACGUUGAGUGCAUUUGUAAUAUUUGGUUCACUUUCGAGCUCAUAAUAAGGUUUAUCGUCAGUCCAAAUAGGCUGGUUUUCAUAAGAACACUAGUCAAUAUAAUUGAUUUUGUGGCCAUUAUGUCUUUCUAUUUAGACUGUUUGAUGACGUUUUUACAGAAAGAAAAUGAAAUUUUAGAUUUCUUGAGCAUCGUUUGCAUAAUGAGGCUUUUCAAACUGACCCGACAUUCGCCUGGAUUAAAAAUUCUCAUACACACAUUCAAAGCAAGUGCACAUGAACUUAGCUUACUUGUAUUUUUUCUUGUUCUUUUCAUUGUCGUAUUUGCUUCCCUUGUUUAUUAUGCCGAGAGAACAGGAGUGAAUAAAGACAACAAUUUUUCUUCAAUCCCAGAAGGGCUUUGGUGGGCGAUAAUCACAAUGACGACAGUGGGCUAUGGUGACAUGACGCCAAAAACUUAUUUAGGAAUGUUUGUUGGAUCAAUUUGCGCUCUAACUGGUGUCCUCACUAUUGCACUUCCAGUUCCAGUCAUUGUUGGCAACUUCACACUUUUUUAUUCUCAUACGAAAGCAAGAGCUAAAUUGCCUAAAAAACGACGGCGUGUGUUGCCAGUUGAAGCUGUCAGACCAAAAAAUUUGCAAGCUGCAUUGAAGAGUUGCCCAGGUGGGCCGCUACCUUUUCAAAACUUAAGGUUGAACUCACCACCUCUGCUAUCGUUGAAACCCCCGACAUCAUUCAGCGGAAAUUUUGGAGCUAACUCGAAAGCCACCACGCCGACUAGCAAUGAUCAUUUAUUGACUGCUUCAAACAACGAUAACAAACACAAGCUAAGUUAG